AUGGCUACUUCAAGAUUCUUUCACGGUGGGCUCAGCGACAGCGAGUCUAGCUCUUCUGAAGAAGAUUAUUCAGAGGAGGAGGAAGAACUCGAGGAAGACGUCCAAAAUGAUUCUGAUGAAUCUGAAAGCACUGAGGACGAUGACGAUGACAACUCGGACGAUGACGACGAAGAGGAAGAAGAAUUGGAGGAUGGCAACGCCCCAGACAGUCAAAAAAAGAACAUCUUCACCAGAGACGUAGUCGAUGAAGAAGAUAGCGAUGAGGAUGGACUACGCAGAAUCGUCAAAAACAAAAAGGACAAACGAUUCGAGGAAAUUGAAACUUCCAUUCGAUUGAUCGAAAAUGCUGAAAAAAUCAAUGACUGGGUUGUGAUUUCGCAAGAGUUUGACAAGCUCAACAAACUCGCCACCAAGGCUGGACAUGGCGACGUUGUGCCAAAGCCUUACAUCAAGGCAGUCGCCGAUCUUGAGGAUUUCAUGAACGAGACACUCUUGAAAGAAAAGGCAGCUUCCAAAAAGAUGAAUGCUACAAAUGCUAAAGCUCUUAACUCUAUCAAGCAACGUCUAAAGAGGAAUAAUCGACAGCACGAGCAAGACAUUUCACAGUACCGAGCCGACAAGGAAAAUUAUCUCCUCGAGCCUGAAGUGGAAGACAUCCCGGUACCCCUAAAGCCCACGUUCGAAGGGGUCGAGCCAGAACGAGUAGACGAUGAUUCUGGGGCGUAUUCCGUUGUCACUCGAGGUGGCAAGGCGGUCCAGCUUACCAAAGAAUCCAUUUUCAAACAUCUAAAAGUCAUCGUCGAAGCCCGUGGAAAAAAGAAUACCGACCGAACCGAGCAGAUCCGUACAAUGGAAAAGCUCCUUGAACUCGCUCAAUCUCCUUAUCAAAAAAUCCGCGUCCUUGUAGCUCUUAUAUCCACCCGAUAUGAUUUAUCAUCUGGUGUCCUCUCUUACAUGGCAACCGACCAGUGGAAGGCUGCUGAAAUCGAACUAAACACUCUCCUACAAGUGCUUGAAGAGAACCCUUCCUGGAUAAUCAUCGAGAGUGGGGAUGAAUGGGAUGACGACGAAAAAUCGCCGCCAACACCAGCACCAGGCGAAAUCUUCAAGAUUUCUGGAAGCAUCAUAUCUUUUGUCGACCGGCUCGACGAUGAACUCACCAAAUCCCUCCAGAACAUCGACCCGCACACCACGGAAUACGUCGAACGCCUUGGAGACGAGGCCGCCUUGUACAAAAUCAUUGUCCGCAGCCAAAUGUAUUUCGAGCGACUCUCAAGUAAUAAAAACGCUGGUACUAUCGGAGACAGCCUGAAUAGGACGGUCAUGAGACGCGUGGAGCAUUUGUAUUACAAGCCGUUGGCCGUAAUCGAAACGAUUGAGGAAGCUUCCUACACAUUAUUAACAUCGGAAUCUUCAUCCGAUGUUCUUCGUUCAGACCUCAAAAAGGAAAACCCAGCCACUAUCGUCCAGAACCUUUGCUCCCAUCUGUACAAGAACGACUCAACAAUAUUGCGAACGCGUGCCAUGCUCUGUCAUAUCUACCACCUCGCUCUUCGUGAGAAUUUCUAUAAGUCUCGUGAUAUGUUCCUAAUGUCGCAUUUGCAAGAAAAUAUCCACAACGCUGACAUCACAACCCAAAUUCUAUACAACCGAACACUGGUCCAAGUUGGUCUCUGUGCAUUCAGGAACAGUCUAAUAUCGGAAGCACAAUCUUGUCUCCAAGAAAUACUUGGCUCUGGCAGGGUCAAGGAACAUUUGGCCCAAGGGGUCGGCCCACAGAGCCGGUACUCUACUAUCACACCGGAGCAAGAGCGGUUGGAGAAACAACGACAGUUACCAUUCCAUAUGCACAUUAACUUAGAACUUUUGGAGGCAGCAUAUCUCACAUGUUCUAUGCUGCUGGAGAUCCCUGCUAUGGCGGCGGCUGGAUCUUCUCCCGAUAUGAGGAAGAGGGUUAUCAGUAAAACGUUUCGACGAAUGUUGGAGUUUCACGAGAGAAAUGUGUUCCCAGGUCCACCAGAAAACACCAGAGACCAUGUCUUCCAAGCUGCAAACGCCCUAGCCGCUGGCGAUUGGAAAAAGAGCUGUGACUUAAUACAGGCAAUCAAAAUUUGGGAUCUGCUCCCGAACUCGGAAUCACUCAAACAGAUGCUUUCUGUUCGUAUACAAGAAGAAGGUCUACGAACGUACAUCUUCACUUACGCACCUUUCUACGAUGCUCUAUCUCUAACGAGGCUCUCGGAGAUGUUUGACCUUGCGGAACGGAAAGUUUCUGCUCUCGUUAGCAAAAUGAUCGCUCACGAUGAAAUAGCUGCCGCCUUGGAUCAAAUCAACAAAAGUCUUGUUUUCCGAAAAGGCGUCGAAGUGUCAAGAUUACAGACUCUCGCUUUAGCGCUUAGCGAUAAAGCCAGCGGUUUAAUUGAGCUGAAUGAACGUGUUUUUGAGCAAAAAGCCCAAAGCGGAGCAGUUGGGGGGCUGCAGGAGAAUACUACGAGACCUGGCGGUGGGGGGAGAGGUAAGCCUCGAGGCGAGUUUUCCGGGAAUUCUGGUGGUAACAGAGGCAGGGGCGGCGGCAGGGGCAGGGGCGGCAGAAAUGUCCAGUUCGCGGGGGAGCGCUCUUCCGCCAAAUAG
Molecule: messenger RNA, 2631 nt
Organism: Orbilia oligospora ATCC 24927
Lineage: Eukaryota; Fungi; Ascomycota; Orbiliomycetes; Orbiliales; Orbiliaceae
Exons: 4
Coding region: 1-2631 (876 amino acids)
Biological process (GO): translational initiation
Cellular component (GO): eukaryotic translation initiation factor 3 complex
Molecular function (GO): RNA binding; translation initiation factor binding; translation initiation factor activity
Source: RefSeq, a predicted model, not a curated record